Molecule: messenger RNA, 1925 nt
Organism: Hyla sarda
Lineage: Eukaryota; Metazoa; Chordata; Amphibia; Anura; Hylidae
Gene: ZC3HC1
Product: zinc finger C3HC-type containing 1
Exons: 10
Coding region: 34-1470 (478 amino acids)
Cellular component (GO): nucleus
Molecular function (GO): zinc ion binding
Source: RefSeq, a predicted model, not a curated record
CCGGUGCCUAAAAACUCUUCCGGGGCUAUCAAGAUGGCGGCGCCCAGUAAUGAGACCACGACGGGAAUCCCGCUCAGAUCUCCCGUAGGAACCCCCGGGAAAGUACGGGAUUUGAUCAAUGAGGGUAUAGUAAAUGAGGAUCGGUGCGGCAACGACCGUAAGGACUCAAGUAUUCUGUCAGAAGAAAACAAUAGUUUUAAAGCAUUAGAUGAUACAGACUCGUGUGAGGCAACAAGCAAAGAAGCAUUCUACUCCAGGGUGGAAACCUUCUCCUCUCUAAAAUGGGCUGGAAAACCUCCAGAACUGUCUCCUCUCAUCUGUGCUCAGUAUGGAUGGUCAAACAUAGAGUGUGACAUGCUCAAGUGCUCCAGCUGCGGUGCCUACCUCUGUGCCAGCCUCCAGCCAGUCUUGGAUUUCAACAAGUAUAAGCAGCGCUGCUUGGAAUUACAGGAAGCCCUGAAGACCUCUCAUGAAAAGUUCUGUUUUUGGCCAGAUAGUCCAUGUCAAGAACAUUUCUGGACCCUUCUGGUAUCUGAGCCCUCCUCAGUAAUCACUGAUUUUAUAGAAUGUUUUCAGAAUCUUUGUCACUUGGAGCUGCAACUUCCAUCCCUGAAACAUGAGGAUCUGAAAAGCAUGGACGUUACAGAGGAUACUGUAAGCCGGCUGCUUCACUUGAUUGAGGAUGAGCUACAAGGACGAGAUAAUGCCACUUACAGCUUGCUGGGUGACUCUCUACAGGUGCACAUCUCUGCCUGCAUUCUGGCACUUUGUGGAUGGAACAGCAGCCAUUCCUGCAGUUCUUUUCCUCUGUCUAUCAUUAACUGUCCUCGAUGUAUGCGGAAGGUUGGCCUAUGGAGCUUCCAGCAGCUGGAGGCUGUAGAUCUAGACACAUCUCUAGGCCCACCAAGCACUCCAUUGUCUCCAGGAGAAGGAUUUAGUGAAAAAGUACAUUUGGGAGUUAUGUCCCCUAAUAGAAGGAUCACACGUAGCCAGGACACUGAACAGAGUCCUUCCUCAGCUAACACACAGGUGCGUAAUGGAGCAUCUUCAGUCUCUUCUGAGUCAGAUAUUGUACGGAGCCGCCCAGUGACCCGAAGCAUGGGACAUGGAGAGACCCCAGGGGCAUCUGAAAUGUAUUCCAGUCCUCAUCGUAAGGCUAAACGCCCUAGACUCUGCUCCACUAGUAGCAUUGAUUCUUCUCCCAAAGGCUGUUUUGACCCACUAAAUCAGCACAGAAGUUGGUGCCCUUGGUUGAAAGUGGGACAAAGAGGUGACAGGGGCAAAUCAGAAGCAAAGGAAAAUGGAAAGUCAGACCAGAUAGCAGUUGCUGGAUGGAAGCAAGUGUUGCAAGUUCUUCUUGAAGAGGAAAAAUCCAGGACCCGAGUGGAAGCAGAUUCUUCAAGUGUUCCAGAGAAAUCUCGCAAAGUGUUCAGAAUAUUUAGACAAUGGCAAGCGAGCAGCUCAUCUUGAUGGCCAUGGCUCAUCUCCUACCAUCUUCAUCACUGCCAUAAGACGAAUAUGCCUGUGUUCUGUGAAUUCACAUCUCUGCUGAGGACUACCUUCUAUAUACAGUAAUGAAUGCCCAUCACCACCAAUAUAAACUUUGUUGUCCUUUUCCAGAAAGUAUGUCACAAAUGGGUUUUAAAACAAUAUGAUUGUUUAAAAAAACUUUCUUAUUCAAGUGAAAGAUGUGCACAAAAUCUGAAAAUAUCAGUCAACAUUAUUUGUAACAUUAAAACAGCUGGGCAAUGAAUUGUGGGACAGAAAUAGCCAUAUAUUAUUAGCUAUUUUUCAAAUGUUUGUUUAUACUCUGGUACAACAGUUGUAAAGGUUUCAAUUAUUUGUUUACUUGCAUGCCUUUCUUACUGUAAUAAAUAUUCAUGGAAGAAAUUGGUUACUGUAAUGGGACCUUGUACUCAGUUUUU